Messenger RNA from Mandrillus leucophaeus (drill), 2904 nucleotides. RefSeq names its product FAD-dependent oxidoreductase domain containing 2 (gene FOXRED2). The transcript is spliced from 10 exons. NCBI's taxonomy places the organism in Eukaryota, Metazoa, Chordata, Mammalia, Primates, Cercopithecidae. The record is from RefSeq and is a predicted model, not a curated record. The coding region runs from base 12 to 2048 and encodes 678 amino acids. Gene Ontology annotation, molecular function: monooxygenase activity; flavin adenine dinucleotide binding.
CGGGCCUGCAGAUGGCCUACUUCCUGCAGCGCGCUGGACGCGACUAUGAAGUGUUCGAGCGCGCCCCGCGGCCCGGCAGCUUCUUCACGCGCUACCCGCGGCACCGCAAGCUCAUCAGCAUCAACAAGCGGUACACUGGCAAGGCUAACGCCGAGUUCAACCUCCGCCACGACUGGAACUCUCUGCUCAGCCACGACCCCCGGCUGCUCUUCAGACACUACUCACGUGCCUACUUCCCCGACGCCCGCGACAUGGUGCGCUACCUGGGUGACUUCGCGGACACACUGGGGCUCCGUGUCCAGUACAACACCACCAUCGCCCACGUCACUCUGGACAAGGACCGACGGGCCUGGAAUGGCCACUACUUCAUCCUAAGCGACCAGAAGGGCCAGGUGCACCAGUGCAGCGUCCUCCUUGUAGCCACUGGCUUAUCAGUCCCCAACCAGGUUGACUUCCCUGGCUCUGAAAACGUGGAGGGUUACGAGACUGUGUCCACAGACCCUGAGGACUUUAUAGGCCAGAAUGUGCUGAUCCUGGGCCGUGGGAACUCAGCCUUUGAGACGGCAGAGAACAUCUUGGGUGUCACAAACUUUAUCCACAUGCUCAGCCGCUCCCGGGUCCGUCUGUCCUGGGCCACCCACUACGUUGGAGACCUCAGAGCCAUCAACAAUGGCCUGCUGGAUACCUACCAGCUGAAGUCCCUGGAUGGGCUGCUCGAGUCUGACCUGAGGGAUCUGGCCAUCCUGAAGGAUAGCAAAGGCAAGUUCCAUGUCACCCUGAAAUUCUUCCUGGAAGAAGCCAGCACCAACCAGAGUGCCGACGCCAUCACCCUCCCCCAGGACGACAAUGACAACUUUGCCAUGCGCGUGCCCUAUGACCGAGUCAUCCGCUGCCUGGGCUGGAACUUUGACUUCUCCAUUUUCAAUAAGUCCCUCCGACUUAACUCGGGAAAUGCAUUCGGCAAGAAGUACCCGCUAAUUCGAGCUAGCUACGAAUCCAAAGGAAGCCGGGGUCUGUUUAUCCUGGGUACCGCCAGCCACUCGGUGGACUACCGGAAAUCUGCUGGGGGCUUCAUCCACGGAUUCCGAUAUACAGUGCGUGCUGUUCACCGGCUCCUGGAGCACCGCCACCACUGCGUCGCCUGGCCUGCCACCGAGCUCCCCAUCACACAGCUGACCAGCUCCAUCGUGCGGCGCGUGAAUGAGGCUUCUGGGCUCUACCAGAUGUUCGGUGUGCUGGCCGAUGUCAUCCUGUUGAAGGAGAAUGCCAUGGCCUUUGAGUACCUGGAGGAGUUCCCCAUACAGAUGCUGGCCCAACUGGAGACACUCACAGGGAGGAAGGCAAGGCACGGGCUCUUCGUCAUCAACAUGGAAUAUGGCAGAAAUUUCUCUGGCCCCGACAAGGACGUCUUCUUUGAUGACCGGUCUGUGGGGCACACGGAAGACGCCUGGCAGUCUAACUUCCUCCAUCCGGUCAUCUACUACUACAGAUACCUCCCCACCGAACAGGAGGUGAGGUUCCGCCCUGCACACUGGCCCCUGCCUCGGCCCACAGCCAUCCAUCACAUCGUGGAAGACUUCUUAACAGACUGGACUGCCCCAAUCGGGCACAUCCUUCCUCUGAGGCGCUUCCUGGAGAACUGUUUGGACACCGAUUUGCGAAGCUUCUAUGCAGAGUCCUGCUUCCUGUUCGCCCUCACGCGCCAGAAGCUGCCACCCUUUUGCCAGCAGGGGUACCUGAGGAUGCAGGGACUCAUGGCUCAGCGACUUCUCCUAAGGAGGUUCCUGGCCUCCGUCAUCUCCAGGAAGCCUUCUCAGGGUCGGUGGCCACACCUUACUUCCAGAGCCCUGCAGACCCCACAAUGCAGUCCUGGUGGCCUGACUGUAACACUCAACCCAGCCCGGACAAUAUACACCACCAGGAUCUCCUUGACAACCUUUAAUAUCCAGGAUGGACCUGACUUUCAAGACCGAGUGGUCAACAGUGAGACGCCAGUGGUUGUGGAUUUCCACGCACAGUGUCGGCGGUGCCCACUGUACUGGCCAUGAAGAAUGGGGACGUGGUGGACAAGUUUGUAGGCAUCAAGGAUGAGGAUCAGUUGGAAGCCUUCCUGAAGAAGCUGAUUGGCUGACAAGCAGGGGCGAGUCCUGGUUCCCUUGCCCGCGUGGGACCCCAGUAGAACUCAGCCCUUCCACGCCAGCCCUUCCUGCUGCCUCCCUCCUGUCUGGCCUCUGGGGCCUGUGCUUAGAGCUCGGGCUCCAGCCCUGAGUGCUUCUGAGCUGGUGGACUGCCCAGGGGCCAUCAGAGGAUGGUGCUGCUGCUGAUCCGGGGACCGCCGUCUUCCCUCCCACACGCAUUUCAUCCCUCCCUCUAGGGCCUGUGGCAGUUCUCCCAGGAUGCGUGGAGAGAGCCCGGGCCAGCCCACAGCGUUCCUGGUCAGGCAGCCACACCUUGGUCCUCAUCUCUGGUCCCUUCCGAUCUGAAGCCUCGUGCCUGGCUCAUCUCCACCUGCAUUUCUCUUUCCUGCUGCUGUUUUGGAAAAAGAAAAAGAAAAAAGAAGCCCAAAUUAGUGAGAAUAAUAUCUAAUUCUCUCAUUUUUUGCAGGUCUGUGAUAAAGAACUUAGUCAUCCCUUCCACCUCCUACUGUGAAGAGCAACCCUGGGUCCCACACUGAAAUCCCCUCUAGUCACCCAUCCUCACCCCCCAGGGAGCCCCCUCCCACCUCACCUCCCAGGCAGUGGGGCAGAAAAUGAUUAAUGGGCUGGGGAGCCCUGGAGAACCUUGACUCUGGAAGUCUCGAGGCACCUCCUUCGCUCCUUAGCUGGCCCGUUGGUUUUCUGAGCCGGGGGCUGAACUGUGAACAAGUCAGACCAAUAAAGCAAGGGUCUGCACCAUCUGCAAUGU